AUGGCAUCCACCAGCAUUCAAACUGUCCCAUCCUCUAUUACCUCUGAUUUUUCUAAACCCCAACCGAAAUAUGACGUUUUCCUCAGUUUUAGAGGAGAAGACACCCGUUGUACGUUUACCGACCAUCUAUAUCGUGCUUUGGAAUAUAAAAGGAUUAUUACCUUCAGGGACGAUAAAGAAGUUGAGAUGGGAAAGCCCAUUUCGCUGGAACUCUUGGAAGCAAUCGAGAAAUCGACGGUUGCGGUCAUCAUUUUCUCUAAAAAUUAUGCAUCUUCCACAUGGUGUUUGGAAGAACUUGCAAAGAUUGUUGAAUGCAGGGAUAGAGGGAUAAUAUUGACAGUGUUGCCCAUUUUCUACUAUGUGGAACCUACUGACGUGCGACAUCAGAAGAACACUUUUGCAGAGGCCUUUGCAAAACAUGAAAAGCGUUUCGAGGAGGACCCAACAAAGGUGCAGAAGUGGAAAACUGCUUUAACAAAUGUGGCCAGUCUCUCUGGAAGGCAUUUGAAGGAUGGGGUGCAUGAGGCAAACUUUAUCCAAAACAUUGUUGAAUGGAUAGAUUUGAAAUUGGAUGAGAAACGUUCAAAUGAUACUGAAGAUGGUCUUGUGGGAAUAAGCUCUCGUGUUGAGGAAAUGAUUUCAUAUUUAGAUCUGGAAUCAACUGAUGUUCGCUUUAUUGGAAUAUGUGAGAAGAGUGGUAUGGGCAAGACAACUCUUGCACAAGCUGUUUUUGAUAAGAUUCUUAAAAAAUUUGAAGCUUCUAGUUUUCUCGAAAAUGUUAGAGAGGAAUCUGAAGCACAUGGUUUAAAGACUUUACAAGAACGACUCCUUUGUGAUAUAGGAAAAGGGGGAUUAAGGGUAAAGGAUGUGCAUAAGGGAAUGCAAGUUAUCAGCGAUAUACUGCAUAACAAAAAGGUUCUUAUUGUUGUUGAUGAUGUGAGUGAAAGAAGUCAAUUAGAAACAUUAGUAGGGAAGCGUGAUUUGUUGGGCAAAGGAAGUAGAAUCAUUGUAACUACUGAAAACAGAGUGGGGGAAAAAUUGUGGAUGCAUAAUUUAUUACAACAAAUGGGUUGGGAAAUUGUUAGUGAGGCAUCAGAUGAAGCUGGAGAACGUAGUAGGUUGUGGCAUUAUGAUGACGUCCUUGAUGUAUUAAAGAACAAUACUGGAACAAAACAUAUAGAAGGCAUGCUAUUAAGAUUGCCUCCAGAUGAUGAAGAAGAAUUGAAUGCUGAAUCAUUCUCAAAGAUGAAUAAACUAAGAUUGCUCAAAAUUUGUAAGGUGCGCCUUUCUUGCCUUAGUUAUCUUUCUAAUGAGUUAUGUUGGUUGGAAUGGCAUGAUUAUCCUUUGGAAUCAUUGCCUAAUAGUUUUCAGCCUGGCGAACUUGUUGAGCUCAUUAUGCAUCGCAGUUGUCUUCAGCAACUUCCAAGUGAAUUUAGUAAGUUGGGAAAGUUAAAGCUCAUUGACUUGAGUGACUCCCAAAACUUAACCCGAACUCCUGACUUCACUGGAUUCUCAAAUAUUGAGAGGCUGAAUUUCCAAGGUUGUACAAGAUUGCAUGAGUUGCACCCUUCUGUUGGAGGUCUUAAAAGACUUAUUCUUUUAAAUCUAAAAGAUUGUAAAUAUCUUAAGAAACUUCCAUAUGAUGAGCUCAAUUUGGAAUCUCUUAAGACUUUAAUUCUAUCUGGCUGUUCAAGAUUUAAGAAAUUUCCCCGUAUUGGGAGAAACAUGAGAAGCUUGUUGGAGCUUUAUUUGGAUGGGACUGCCAUUGAAGAACUACCACCAACAAUUAGGCGUCUAACUGGCCUGACCUUAUUGAAUCUUCAAGACUGCAAAAACCUUAAGAGUUUUCCGAGUGACAUUCAUAGUUUGACAUCUCUUGAAAUUCUCACUCUAUCAGGAUGUAAGUGUCAACCACCAAAAGCAGGGCAUUUGCUUGGGCUCUCUCCUAUUGGAUCCUCAAUUGGUGCCUCCCCCACUUUUCCGCGACUAAUUUUAUUUCCUUUUCUAUCUUUCCUGGCAUGGCGAUACACCUAUCUCAGAAUUCCUAUAUUUGCUACAAUUGCUUUGUCAAUAUAUUGUUUCCACAAUGCCCAGCAUCCUGAACCAGAGCCCAUCAACCUGUUGUUGUCUAAUUCGUUCUCAGAAUUAAGCACUUUGGUAACUCUAAGUCUAAGUGACUGCAAUCUGUUGGCACUCCCUGAUGACCCUAGCUGCUUGUUGUCAAUAGAGUAUUUGAAUUUGAGCAAAAAUAAUUUUACAUGCUUGCCCGAUUACACUUCUCGACUUUCAAAGCUCAAAAUUCUUUUCUUGGAUCAUUGUAGCAAGCUUAAAUCAUUGCCAUAUGUUCCAUUAAGUACAAGGUUAGUUUCAGUACAAGGAUGUACUGCGCUUGAAAAUUAUUCAAAUCAAGUUGUUGUAUGGACUUUGGGUGAAGCAGGAUUCACUAUUAUUACUUGCCUUGGCUGGCCGAGGAUGAAGAUGGCACAAUUGCUGAGGUUUCUUUGCUAG
This is a messenger RNA of Quercus robur (English oak), 2508 nucleotides long. RefSeq names its product disease resistance protein RUN1-like. The record is from RefSeq and is a predicted model, not a curated record. Gene Ontology annotation, molecular function: ADP binding; protein binding. NCBI's taxonomy places the organism in Eukaryota, Viridiplantae, Streptophyta, Magnoliopsida, Fagales, Fagaceae. The coding region runs from base 1 to 2508 and encodes 835 amino acids. Gene Ontology annotation, biological process: signal transduction; defense response. The transcript is spliced from 5 exons.